Molecule: messenger RNA, 3343 nt
Organism: Strongylocentrotus purpuratus (purple sea urchin)
Lineage: Eukaryota; Metazoa; Echinodermata; Echinoidea; Camarodonta; Strongylocentrotidae
Product: protein Jade-1
Exons: 16
Coding region: 161-3343 (1060 amino acids)
Biological process (GO): regulation of transcription by RNA polymerase II
Cellular component (GO): histone acetyltransferase complex
Source: RefSeq, a predicted model, not a curated record
AAAGGUCAAUACGCAUGCUACGUAUGGCGCCAAUAGCGCAUCAAUGUAAUCUAUUACGAACAGUAUGGCUUGAAGUUGGUCUGCCUAAUCGUUGCUUGGUGAGAAGAAAACAGAAAAUAUAAGAACUGCUUGCUGAGGAGGAAGACGACAGGCUUUCACCAUGUUUGGCUCCAGCAGCCAUGGUAGCUCCAAUCAGCCUGCGGAGGUAUUCCGUAAGGAUCUGAUUAGCGCCAUGAAGCUGCCCGACUCUUAUCAGCUUCAGCCUGAUGAAUACAUGAUUAUGACGGAUAAUUGGAAACCAGAAUGGGAGAAAGGAGUCCAGGUUCCAGUCAAUCCUCAAUCUAUUCCCAUGGCUGAUAUCAAAGAGAUCAGAAAACCAGACGAUAUCGACUUUAAAUUGACUAAGAAGUAUAUUAAAGGAUACGAUACAGAGGAUGAGAAGGAAGAUGAUGCUGAUGGUCCUGAGAAGAAAGAUGCUAUGUGCCAGUAUGAUUUAGAUGAAGCGGAUGUCCAUUGGCUCGGUCAAAUCAACCAGACCAGAGAAGAAAUGGGUGAUGAAGCUGUUGAUGAAUUGACAAUGGAGAGAAUAAUAGAAGAAUGUGACAUACAGUGCAACAAUAACAUGGAACAUGCCAUGCAGACAGAGGAAGGUCUUGGUAUUGAAUACGAUGAAGACGUCAUAUGUGAUGUUUGUAGAGCUCCUGAUAGUGAAGAAGGCAAUGAAAUGGUUUUCUGUGACAAGUGUGACAUUUGUGUACAUCAGGCAUGUUAUGGCAUAGUGAAUGUACCUGAAGGAAGCUGGAUGUGUAGAACAUGUGCUCUAGGGAUACAGCCUCUAUGUAUACUGUGUGGGAUCAAGGGAGGUGCUAUGAAAAGUACAAGGAGCGGUACCAAGUGGUCUCAUGUAAGCUGUGCUUUAUGGGUUCCAGAGGUCAGCAUCGGAUGCGUAGAGAGGAUGGAACCUAUCACGAAAAUAUCUCAAAUUCCUGCAAGUCGAUGGGCCCUUAUAUGUGUCCAAUGCAGAGAGAGGACGGGUGCUUGUAUACAAUGUUCGGUGAAGACGUGUAAGAUAGCGUAUCAUGUGACCUGUGGCUUUGAGAAUGGUCUAGAGAUGAAGACAUACUUAGACGAGGAGGCAGAUGUCAGGUUUAGGUCCUACUGCUCGAAGCACACCAAGAUUAGAAGGGAGGAGGGUAUACUAGAGAGUAAGCUGGGUACACCUGAUAAGACCCAUGGAACACCCAAGAAAGAUAUCAAGGAGAUGACUCAGGAGGAGAGGGCCAAUGAAAGAGCAAUAAGAAUUCAGCUAGUGACUGAAGAGUUCUACCGCUACACCAAGUUAAAGGACAUCGUGUCUUCUCUUGAUAUGAAGAAUGAUGUCGAGACGGUUGACGUGGUCUAUGAAUACUGGAAACUCAAAAGAAAGUCUGGUCACAACAGACCUCUGGUAGCACCUACCAAAGAGGUUGGGAGCUUGGGAUCCAAUGAAGAGUACAACCUCACUGCCAGAAUGAAGAUGUUUGUACAUCUUAGACAAGAUCUAGAAAGGGUGCGUAACCUUUGUUACAUGGUGCAACGACGUGAGAAGUUAAGUCGUCAGCUGAGUGUGCUGAGUCAAAGCGUAUUCCGCAAGCAAUGUGACAUGCAUGCAGCUGGUCUGGAGAGCUUCUCGGAAGAGGAUCUUGAAUGGGCCAUCAAGGUGGGAAAGUUUGCCAUUCACUUGCCUGUCUCAGACUCAGAGGCUACUCUAACAGACACUGCAACAUCGAAAGACUGUGAUACGGACGAGAGACUGUCCAAAGACUGUGAUACGGACGAUCGAAGCGAGGAGGGGGAGAACGGGGGUGAUGCUUCGGAAAGGACAGCGGAAACACAGAAUGGUGCUGACACAGAUGCAAUAUCAAGUGCUGGGGAGGAUUCAGAAACGAGACAAGAUAGUGACAAAGAAUGCAAUGAUAAGGAAAGCGAGGAUGAGAAAAUGGAAGUAACAGAAGCCAAGGAUGUUGUCAAAGCAGAGGAAGAGGAGGAGGAGGAGGAGGUUGAAGCAAGGGAAGAUGAGGAGGUUGAACGGGAAGUGGAGUUUGCAAAGUUGGAGGAAAAGGUGGAGGAGGAGGAGGAGGAGACGGAAGAAGAGAAGGAAGAGGAGGAGGAGGAGGAAGAAGAAGAAGAAGAGAAGGAGGUAGAGGAGAAGAAAGAGGAAGAGGAGAGUAUCACAGAUGUUGAGGAAGAUCUUGAAGUAUUAAAGGAAUCUUUGAAGAAUGAGGUUGAGGAGGAGAAAGAAGUGAAAAAAGAAAAAGAAGAGGAAGCAGAGGAGGAGGAGGAGGAGAAUUGGAAGAAUAAAAGAAGGUUAAGGACAAGGUCAGGUGACAGAAAAGAGGACAACGUUAAAAAGAAGGAGGAAAGGGAUCUUGUGAAAGAGGUCUCGGUUACAGUAAAGGAAGAAAAGGAGGAUUCUGGAAAAGAAUUAAUAAAUGAAAAGAUAAAGGAAAAGAUUGAUGAAGACGAAGAGAGAGUGGAGGAGGAGGAAGAGGAUGAAACAGAGGAGGAGGAGGAAGAAGCAAAAGAGGAAAUUACGAGUAAUGACACGGAACACAGACACAGUGCAGAGGCUGAGCCUCCCAAUAGACCGUCCCUCAAGCGAAAAAUAUCUUUGAAAGCCAUCCGCGAGGCAGAGAUGCGCAAGAACGGCAUGUCCAAAAAGCGAAAGCGAGACUCGCAUCAUCGGAAGACGAAAAACAGGAAAAGGAGGAGUAGCGAUGAAACCAGUGAUCAACCAGUGUACAGUAUUGUUAGGACUCCCACUCGGGAUUCACCAAGUAAGAUAUCAAUAAAGAUUCACAGUCCACAAAAGGUCUCGCCUAAAAAGUUACAGUUAGAUGAGGAAGCUACCAAACUAAGACAACGUAUCUUAAACAGUGCCUCACCGAGAUCUAGUCUGAAAAGUUACCGUAUCCCUAAGAAGAAGCCGAUCAUAUCACAUACGUUGUCUAAUGGACCGGCUAAGAAAGAGCCCCCAGAGAUCGAUCCAUUUGAGUUUGUUGAUGAACAGGAAGAACCCGUUCAUAAACCAGAGACGAGAAGCAGGAGAAAACUGAUUGAUGAUGAGCUGGACAGUGAGAGCAGCUACAGUGAUAGACAAUUUGAACCGGUGGACCAGGAGGUAAGCAUGUGUCUCCAAGGAAGGGAAUCCCCCUACAAAGGGGGAGAGGAAGAGAAUGCUACUCUUGCCAGAGAAACAGCCAACGCUAACCUUGCGAGGGAGGAGAGGUUGAAGAAGCGAAACCUAAGCUCCCGGAUACGAGAUGCAGCUGUACGUUUCCUGAAUUCAGCAAUCAAUCUCUAG